Aspergillus sclerotioniger CBS 115572 is the source of this 448-nucleotide messenger RNA. RefSeq lists its product as uncharacterized. The coding region runs from base 114 to 347 and encodes 77 amino acids. The record is from RefSeq and is a predicted model, not a curated record. The transcript has a single exon. NCBI's taxonomy places the organism in Eukaryota, Fungi, Ascomycota, Eurotiomycetes, Eurotiales, Aspergillaceae.
UGCGUGUAACUGAGGGAUUCACGGAUGGUAACGAGGGUGACGGUCACUCGCGAUGACCCUAUGGGAAUAUCGUGCAGUGAUAUGGCUAGGGAUGGGAAAUCGGGGGACCGUUCAUGUUGGGGAGAUGUGACUGGGGUCGAAGGGGGGAUGGAAGGUGCUGGAUGCGCUUAUCGAAGGCGAUUAUCGGAAGGCCGUGCGGAGUAACCUUGUUACAUACAUACCUUGUUGCUGGGCGCUCUCACGCCGUGGCUGCGAAUGGGCCAUCGAGACCCCGGGCAAGACUUCAUCCCAUCGAUGGUCAUGGUCUUGUGCUCCAUGGAUCGCCAUCUACUACACAGAAGGUAUGACUACGAUGUCGGGACGGGACCUAUUUUCGGAAACCGUAUGGCCUGAUGUGGUGGCCUGAUUGAUGCCUGCAGAUUUUUCACCGCCCAAUUUAUUCGAAAAA